UUCAGGGGGUGGAUCUCUGAAGCAAGAGUUCGUCUCUCUGUAGUCUGAGGAUUAAUGGACGGCUGUUGAUUUUGGCAAGUAAGCCACAGCUGAUCGGAUCUGAAACCUGAGAAAUCAUCGGACCUUAGCUCAAGGAAAGGGAGGGGCUGCUAUCGAUUUGCAAUAAUAAUUACUUGGAAAAGUGGAUAUAUAAGAUUUUUGUGUUGGAAUACAUUGGAAAGUAAAGGGCCUUUAGUGGGGUCUGCAAGUGACUGAAUGAUAGAUAGUUAGCUAGGAAGCCGACGAUAGCUAGCGAGCCAGCCAGGCGCGCCGAACCGGUUCGACGUUCUUGAUUGUACCAGGUAGAGCUAAGCAACAUUCGCUACCGAAAUAGAGGGAAAACCGGCUAGCUAGCUAGGUCGUUGGCUAGCCGUUGGCUGGCCAGCUAGCUAGCCUGUGCAGCUAGCUAGUUUACCCCCCGGGAUAAAGGAAAAGUAGUAGCGGAGUACAAUUGACUGUUGCCUAGUUAGCCAUGAUAACAGCCAGCUAGUAGCCAGCUUCCUCAAAUACAGAACUAAAAGGGCUCGUGAACUCAAAAGUAUCCCAGAUCCAAGGGAUCCCUAUCGGCCUGCAAUCAUGGGCAACGCGCCCACCGCCAAGAAGGGCAACGAGAUGGAAAGUGUGAAGGAGUUUCUUGCCAAAGCCAAAGAGGAUUUCCUCAAGAAAUGGGAGAAUCCAGCGCAGAACACCGCGGCCUUGGAUGGCUUUGACCGGCUGAAGACCCUGGGCACGGGCUCGUUUGGUCGAGUCAUGCUGGUCAAGCACAAAGAGUCGGGCCAACAUUUUGCCAUGAAGAUACUUGACAAACAGAAGGUGGUGAAGCUGAAGCAGAUAGAACACACACUGAAUGAGAAACGCAUCCUGCAGGCCGUCAGCUUCCCCUUCCUGGUGCGGUUGGAGCACUCUUUCAAGGACAACACUAACCUGUAUAUGGUGAUGGAGUAUGUCCCUGGCGGUGAGAUGUUCUCACAUUUAAGGAGAAUUGGCAGGUUCAGUGAGCCCCACGCCCGCUUCUACGCCGCCCAAAUUGUUCUGACCUUUGAAUACCUUCACUCACUGGACCUCAUCUACCGAGAUCUGAAACCAGAGAACCUGCUCAUUGAUAACCAGGGAUACAUACAGGUAACAGAUUUUGGUUUUGCAAAGCGAGUGAAGGGCCGGACCUGGACGCUGUGUGGCACUCCGGAGUACCUGGCCCCUGAAAUCAUCCUUAGCAAAGGUUAUAAUAAGGCGGUGGACUGGUGGGCUCUGGGCGUGCUGAUUUAUGAGAUGGCUGCUGGCUAUCCUCCCUUCUUUGCUGACCAGCCCAUUCAGAUCUAUGAGAAGAUUGUAUCAGGGAAGGUGAGUACAGAGUACAUCAGACAGAAACCCAGAUUACACUCUUCCUUUAAGACCUGCUUUCAGUACCAGUCAGAUAAGGCAGUUUACAGUGCCUUGCGAAAUUGUAAUUGA
Messenger RNA from Oncorhynchus keta (chum salmon), 1491 nucleotides. Its product is annotated as cAMP-dependent protein kinase catalytic subunit alpha. Gene Ontology annotation, biological process: peptidyl-serine phosphorylation. The record is from RefSeq and is a predicted model, not a curated record. Gene Ontology annotation, molecular function: cAMP-dependent protein kinase activity; ATP binding; protein kinase A regulatory subunit binding. NCBI's taxonomy places the organism in Eukaryota, Metazoa, Chordata, Actinopteri, Salmoniformes, Salmonidae. The transcript is spliced from 9 exons. Gene Ontology annotation, cellular component: cAMP-dependent protein kinase complex; nucleus. Bases 616 to 1491 code for a protein of 291 amino acids.